CAGUAUGACAUGCAGAUGAGUGCCGUCGAUCUUAGAAUCACCGCACACUUCACUCAUUUGGGCAGUCACAGGGGCCAAAACCAGAGUGUGGAGCCACAGUGUGGCGGUGGAGGCAGCAGCAAUGAGAGGCCAUACAGCACCCUAUGACAAAAUGGAACCCACCAGCAGUGUGAGGAGACCUGAAAGUGGCACAUGGCAGAGUGUGGCGAUGGAGACAGCAGCAAUGGGAGGCCGUACAGGGACCCAUGAGACACUCUGGACCUGGCAGCAGCAUGAGGAGGCGGUACGGGGGCCCAUGGCAGAUUACGGGCCUGGCAGCAGCAAUGGGAGGCCCGUAAUCUGCCAGCACCCUAUGACAAAAUGGAACCCACCAGCAGUGUGAGGAGACCUGAAAGUGGCACAU
This is a messenger RNA of Staurois parvus, 403 nucleotides long. The record is from the annotation of a GenBank genome assembly. NCBI's taxonomy places the organism in Eukaryota, Metazoa, Chordata, Amphibia, Anura, Ranidae.